UGUAAUGUUGGUGGUGUGUUUGCUCUGCUCAGGACGUGAUGGUGGUGGGCGAGCCCACGCUGAUGGGAGGAGAGUUCGGGGACGAGGACGAGCGUCUGAUCACGCGGCUGGAGAACACGCAGUUCGACGCGGCUAACGGCAUCGACGACGCGGACAGCUUUAACAACUCGCCCGCGCUGGGAGCCAACAGCCCCUGGAACAACAAGCCUCCAUCCAGCCAGGAGGGCAAGAACGACAACCCCACCUCACAGGCGUCUCAGUGAGACUCGGGCUGGGGGCGGGGCCGGGGGCGGGGCCAGGGGCAUCUACCUGCAGUAGCUGGUCUUCCUGUCAGCAGAGGAAGUGAACCUGGAGGACCAGAGAUGAGCGUCACACCACAACAGAAACCGUUUCUCGACACAGGACAAUUUUUAUUCACACGCUCGUGGUUUUGUUGGUGAUUUAUGAGGAGCCUGUAGAUAGUUCAUAUGUUUAAGUUAAGACGAAGCGGAGAAAUCUGACCACGUAAAACACCAACAAGACCAAGACACAUCCAGCUCCUGUUUCACUCACAAGAAAUGACAUUUUGCAUGAGGAAAAUAUAAAAAAACAAUCAUUUUCAGUUUUAAUACGGUUUUUGUAUGGAAGCUCGUUUCUGCCAUAAAAAAUUGUAUUGUAAUUGUAAGAAAAUAGUCUUUUUUUUUUCUUUUUUUUUCUUCUGUGAAUUGGCCUUUAUAACUUGCAAUCGUGAGUUUAGAUCUCAAUUCUGAGAAACGUUAGCAUUGCAAGAAAGCCAAAACGGUGAGAUCUUAUCUCACAAUCGCAAGAAAAGAUCAGAAAUGCCAGGAAAAAAGUCGCGAUUGCAAAAAAAAAAAUUUUUUAUUUAGUGGCGGAAACAAGCUUCCGUAGUUUUGUUACUUUAUUGCAAUGAGAGAAUUAAAAAAAAAAAGUGAAUCGGCAUAAAUCAAAACACUAGCAUUUUUAUUCUCUCGUUUUGCAUUACAGUAAUGAGAUGCAGGGAAAUGUUUAAUCAUCAUUUCAAUGCAAAAAAAUACAAAUCUAACGGUUGUAACAAUACACCAGAUAUUUUAUUCAGCGAAAUGUCAUUUCUUAUUUUUUGGAUCGAAACGUCAAACACAGCAGAUUAAUUUCGACAGUCUCGCAUCUUCCUCUGAUUGCUGGAGGAUGUUUAAUAUCACGCGUUUUGGAGAAUUUUAAUCCGUGUUUUAUACCAGCCUCUAUUUCCCUCGAAUGUUUUAUUAUUUUUAUUUUUUAUUUUUUUUUAACCGAUGUUGAAAGCUGCAAACCAAGGAGUAACCGAACCGUCGAGGUCCUUAAAGCCUCAGAUUCUAUUGGUUUGUCCUAUGUUUAAAGAGAGUGGUUUAGCGUGGGCUCUGAUUGGUUUGUGUACUUGUGCUUGUAUAUUUAACGUAGUAGCAGAGUUCUGUAUAACUGUAUUGAGAUGUAUUCCUCCUUAGAGUUACAUAAAGCCAUUCUGAUCUAACGUGUACAAAA
Molecule: messenger RNA, 1494 nt
Organism: Sinocyclocheilus rhinocerous
Lineage: Eukaryota; Metazoa; Chordata; Actinopteri; Cypriniformes; Cyprinidae
Product: LIM domain-binding protein 1-like
Exons: 1
Coding region: 39-263 (74 amino acids)
Source: RefSeq, a predicted model, not a curated record